UUUCUCUCCCUCUUUAUCUUUUUUUUUUGGCGAUCUCUCCCUCUCUCACAUAUUUUAACAGUUUCUUCGCUGGUAAGAACGGAAGAACGAGCUACACCCACCGCCUUCAACCCGAUUCCGCCAUAGGAUCCGACUCGCAUCGCUAAUUUACUCGUUCUCUCACAUUUUUUACGAUAUUACAACAAAUUUCAAAUACCAUGGAGUCGCAAUCUGGUUCUUGAAGUUUCGAGGAAUUGGUCUUUAUUCUAUUCGAUUUCGACGGCAAGUUAGGAAUUAGGGUUUUUAAUUGAAGCAUUGUUUUGAGGGGUGGAAUUUUUUAAUUCCGAUUUCUAGGGUUUUUUUGUUCGGUUUCAACACGGGGAAGAUAGGAGUGGGUUAAGAGGAUAAUGUGUAUACUCUGUGUGAUCCAGAAGUGGUCUCGCCGGGUUGCUACUAUGCUACCUUGGUUAGUUAUUCCUCUUAUAGGAUUGUGGGCUCUCUCACAGCUUCUGCCACCUGCCUUUCGAUUUGAGAUAACCUCACCCAGGCUCGCCUGUGUUUUUGUGCUCCUGGUCACUCUUUUUUGGUAUGAGAUUUUGAUGCCUCAGCUGUCUGCUUGGCGUGUGCGUAGAAAUGCACGGUUGAGGGAGCGAAAAAGGUCUGAAGCAAUUGAAUUGCAGAAGCUUCGAAAGACUGCUACGAGGAGGUGCAGAAACUGCUUGACACCGUAUAGGGAUCAGAAUCCAGGAGGUGGUAGAUUUAUGUGUUCUUAUUGUGGUCAUAUUUCCAAGAGGCCAGUUUUAGAUUUGCCUGUACCUCCUGGAUUGGGAAUGUCAAAUUCUGGGAUUAUCAAGGAUCUGGUUGGCAAGGGUGGAAAGAUACUGAAUGGCAAAGCAUGGUCUGACAAUGGAUGGAUGUGUGGUCAGGAUUGGUUAGAAAAUGGCAAUUGGGUUGGUGGAUCUACUGGGAAAUCUAAUUAUUGGCGGAAGAAUGGGAGUGGGUAUUUUGGAGGUGAUGAGAAUUGUUUGGCUGAGAAAUCUUAUUCAGGUGUUGUAAUGUUUGCAUGCAAGUUGUUGACUUCCUUUUUCUUGAGCAUUAGGUGGAUUUGGAGAAAGAUUUUUAGAAUUAGUUCAUCAAGGGAGGAUUCUUCUUCUGAUGCCGAUCAUAGGGGGAUGUUAGCUAAAAGAGCUGAGAUUGGGUCAAACUAUCAUGAGAGUAGAGGAGAAAAAGCCCGCAGAAAAGCUGAAGAGAAAAGACAGGCUAGGUUAGAGAAGGAGCUUUUGGAGGAGGAAGAAAGAAAGCAAAGAGAGGAGGUUGCAAGAUUGGUAGAGGAACGUAGGAGGCUGAGGGAUGAGAAAAUGGAGGCUGAGAAAGAUCGAACAAAAUCUUCACAACCUACCAGGGAGAAAGAUAGUAAGAAGGAAGCAGAGAGGAGGCGUCAGGAAAGAAGGAAAGAAAAAGACAAGGGGUCGAGUAAGAGUAAUUCUGAUGCUGAGGAGUUGGAGAAGAAAGCAGGUAAGGAAUGUGAGCGGAAGCGGGAGUAUGAGAAGAAGAGUGAAACUGACCGCCGGGAGCAUCAAAAAUCCGGGACAGACAGUUUGAAAGGCCAGAGCAGUGAGUUAAGACAUGGGUUAAAGCAUUCAUCUGCAAGUAAUUAUAGCCGUGGAAAUGCGGGAGCUAGGUAUCUGGAUCGAAUGAGGGGUACAUUUUUGUCGUCUUCUAAAGCUUUUACAGGAAGUGGUUUCUUUGGAAAGACUGCUUAUACUCCUGCUAAUGUUACAAAAGAAAAUAAGUUUAACAGUUCUGUAGACCACAGCCACACAUCUGCCUACAGGAGGGAUAUCUGUCCACCUGAUCGUGUAGCUGGGAAGUUAAGUAUGAAUGGAGAUGAGAAGAAUGUAAAUCAUCCUGUGUUUUCUGAACCACAACCAAGGACAGCACCUAAAAAAUCAUGGCAACAGCUAUUUACACGGACAUCACCAAAGAUUCCAUCCUCGAAUUCAAAUGUCAUUAGCAGGCCUAAUUGUAAGCCGCAGUCAGAAGUUCAAAGCCCACAGUUACAAGGGCAGUCAUUAUUGUUGCAAUCUUUUGAUAAUCCGAUCAGUUUUGGGUUGCCAUCACCAUUUACUCUCUCAGCAUAUCCAAAUACACCCAUUAGCACUAGUUUAGGCUUCUCAUCUCCCAUUGAACCCAUUUUUUCUAAUGUUGUUGAAGGGCCACAUGACUUUACGCCUGAGGAACCUGAGCUUUUUGAAGAUCCAUGUUAUGUUCCUGAUCCAAUAUCACUGCUUGGGCCUGUAUCAGAGUCGCUUGAUAAUUUUCAGUUGGACCUGGGGACUGGUUUUGCAUCAGACAUAGGAUUGGAAAGGCCUCAUGCAUUGAAGAAUUUAUCUGCCUCUUCUGAAGUGAACAAGCCAUCUCCAAUUGAGUCUCCAUCAUCACGACUCCGAAUUGCUGAUGAAAGGCACAAUGGUUCUAAUUGGUUCCCAACUACUCCUAAGGCUCAAGAUUCACACACACUGCCUGUGGAUGAUGUGCAUGUGAAUGAGAAGGGAACAUGGCAAAUGUGGAAUAGUUCUCCUCUUGGUCAAGAUGGUUUGGGUUUGGUAGGUGGUCCAGGAAGCUGGCUUCUACCUCCAGAUCAGUGCAGAUCAACUAAGGAAGAUGUGCUGCAGUCUUCGUCUCAGAAAACUAUGGCUUCCCUUUUUUUAACAGAUGACCAAGUUCUUUCUGGUGCUCAUUCUCCAGAGAAUGUUUUUCUUGGCAAUGGUCAGAAUGGUGGAGCAUUUAGUCCAGUCACUUGUUCAAGUGGUAAUGAUCCAUGGUUGCAGAAUCCAUUUUCCCCCCCGUUUUCUGGGAGUGAUAGUCAUUUCUCUCUGAAACCUCAGAAAGAGAAUGUUGAGAAUGAAAUAAUUUAUGGGAGUCCUACAAACACUGCAACCAAUCAUCCUUUUGAGCUUUCUCCAGCUAAUUGUUGGUCCAAGAAAGACUGGACCAUGCGAGGUUCAGGGGAAGGUGUUGGGAAGCCAUCUUCCACUAGGCCCAAUAUUGGGGGUCUAUUUCCAAGCCCAGAUGUACAGUCGCUUUGGUCAUUUGAUUAAAAAAAGAAAAAAAAAAAAAAAAAAAAAGGAGUAAGAAUAUGAGGGAGUUGAGUACAGCCAGUGUCCAGAAGAUGCAAACUUCCUGUGUUAAAGGAGAGUUUAAAGAGUACUGGACGGGAUUGUAUGCAUCCUCUUCUUUAUAAGUUGAUUUUACUUAACGUUACGUUAGCAUUGGAUAGGAAUACAUGUGGCAUGCAUCAACUUGUGCAUCAGGUAACAACUAGGUGUCCUACAAUUCCAAAAUCUUUCUCACUUCUUUCGUUGUGAUCAGGUGAGGAAAAAUCUUUUAUUUUGAGAUAUUUAGUGAAAUUAUACUAACA
Manihot esculenta (cassava) is the source of this 3400-nucleotide messenger RNA. Its product is annotated as stress response protein NST1. The transcript has 4 exons. The record is from RefSeq and is a predicted model, not a curated record. The coding region runs from base 387 to 3080 and encodes 897 amino acids. NCBI's taxonomy places the organism in Eukaryota, Viridiplantae, Streptophyta, Magnoliopsida, Malpighiales, Euphorbiaceae.